UCCGGAACUUAUAGCGGGACUGUGGCGGGCAUUCUGACAUCGGAGGGAACUGACUUGGUGUCACUGACAUCCCCAGUGACACCAAUACAGUGAUCAGUGCUAAAAAAAAAAAGGAAUGGCACUGUACCAAUGGCACUGGGCAGGAAGGGGUUAACAAUGAGGGGCGAUCAAAGGGUUAACUGUGUGCAGUGUUUUUAUGUGUACUAUAUGGAGCUUUCACUGAGGGAUGUGCUGGAAUUUAUUCCCUGUUUCGCAAGGAAACAAAAUUCAGCACAUCCUUGCCGACAAGACAGAGGUUUGCCUUGUUUAUAUAGGCAAAGCUCUGUCUUGUCUUUCUCCUCGCCGAUCAGCGGGUGCCGGCGGUAAUCCAU
Messenger RNA from Staurois parvus, 371 nucleotides. The record is from the annotation of a GenBank genome assembly. Lineage: Eukaryota; Metazoa; Chordata; Amphibia; Anura; Ranidae.